GUAUGGUACUGGAGACUGAAAAAAAAAAAAACCUCUAUUUCUCUGUCUCCAUUUUGCUUUAAUUAUAUUCGUUUUGAUUCUUUUUUCCUGUUCCCAAACUUUUUUUUUAAUGAAAGUCGUUUCUCCGGCGUAGUUAAUCCUGCCGGAGUCUUGAACUGUUUGAAGAAAUUCUGAAAAAGAAAGGAAAUGUCAGUGUACGACGCGGCAUUUGUUAACACGGAGCUAUCAAAGCCGACGUCGAUAUUCGGGUUAAGAUUAUGGGUGGUGAUCGGUAUUCUACUUGGUUCACUCAUAGUCUUGACUCUGUUUCUUCUCUCACUUUGCCUCACAACACGCCGCAAAUCUCGUAGACAUCAACACCUGGACCCCACGCCGCCAAUCUCCAAAGAGAUCCAAGAAAUAGUCCAUCACCCUCCCGCACCAGAUCACCACCAUGCCGCCCCGCCGGUACCGGAGAUUCAAGUUGACUUGGGAAAAGUGGAACACAGGGUGGUGUUCUCCAGUGGGGAAAGCAGAGGGCCGACGAGUGCCGCUGCUAGUGUGAGCGAGACGGCGUCGUUUGGGAGUGGAAGUGUGGGUCCGGAAGUGUCUCAUCUUGGGUGGGGAAGAUGGUAUACUUUGAGGGAACUUGAAUUAGCUACCAAUGGAUUGUGUGAAGAGAAUGUGAUUGGGGAAGGUGGCUAUGGAAUUGUUUAUAGUGGCGUUUUAACUGAUGGAGCUAAAGUUGCUGUUAAGAAUUUGCUUAAUAACAGGGGUCAAGCUGAGAAGGAAUUUAAGGUGGAGGUGGAAGCAAUUGGGCGUGUAAGGCACAAGAAUCUUGUAAGAUUGCUUGGAUACUGUGUUGAAGGUGCAUAUAGGAUGCUUGUAUAUGAGUAUGUUGACAAUGGGAAUCUGGAACAGUGGGUCCAUGGGGAUGUUGGGGAUGUCAGUCCUCUUACAUGGGAGAUACGAAUGAAUAUCAUAGUGGGAACAGCCAAAGGUUUAGCCUACCUUCAUGAGGGUCUUGAACCGAAGGUUGUCCAUCGGGAUGUAAAAUCCAGCAACAUCCUACUUGAUCGCCAGUGGAACCCCAAAGUUUCUGAUUUUGGGCUUGCUAAACUCCUGUGUUCUGAAAAUAGUUAUGUGACAACUCGUGUGAUGGGAACUUUUGGUUAUGUUGCUCCAGAAUAUGCUUGUACUGGAAUGCUGAAUGAGAAGAGUGAUGUGUAUAGCUUUGGUAUACUUAUUAUGGAGAUUAUUUCCGGGAGAAGCCCUGUUGACUAUAGCCGUCCUCCAGGAGAGGUGAAUUUGGUGGAGUGGUUAAAAACCAUGGUUGGAAACCGGAAAUCUGAGGAAGUAGUUGACCCUAAGUUACCCGAGAUGCCUGCUUCAAAAGCACUUAAACGUGUACUGCUGGUUGCUCUUAAAUGCGUUGAUCCUGAUGCGACAAAGAGGCCAAAAAUGGGGCAUAUUAUCCACAUGCUUGAGGCUGAUGAUCUGCUCUUCCGUGAUGAACGUCGGAUUGCAAGAGAACAAUCCAACUCUCGUUCUGAUGAUCAUCUAAUGAACCGCAACUCUACAAAAGUAGGUGAAAGACGAUUCGAUGGGGCCUCUGCUUCUGAUACAAGUGAAGGGGAUAGUGGGAGGAACUAUCACCAGCCAAGUAGGUGGAGAUAAUACUAUCAACAACAUUAGGUGACUAACAACUUUAAAGUCCCUUUUUAAGUUUUUGGAGUCUUUUUUAUUAAUUAAUUAAUUUAUUUUUCUAUUAGUUCCCCGGUAUUGGUGUUGUAUCUCCAAUUACGAGAAGAAAACAAUAAUCUGGCAUUUAUUUUAUGUUUGCUUUACAUGUAUGAAUAUGGACGAACCCAUAAAUUCUUAUACCCAUUGUAAUUCAAUGUCUUUGUUAGGAUCACAAGAAAAAAGUUAUAUUUUCAUCUA
Molecule: messenger RNA, 1920 nt
Organism: Gossypium raimondii (Peruvian cotton)
Lineage: Eukaryota; Viridiplantae; Streptophyta; Magnoliopsida; Malvales; Malvaceae
Product: probable serine/threonine-protein kinase At1g01540
Exons: 7
Coding region: 187-1656 (489 amino acids)
Biological process (GO): protein phosphorylation
Molecular function (GO): ATP binding; protein kinase activity
Source: RefSeq, a predicted model, not a curated record